This is a messenger RNA of Zingiber officinale, 1695 nucleotides long. Its product is annotated as protoheme IX farnesyltransferase, mitochondrial-like. The coding region runs from base 73 to 1434 and encodes 453 amino acids. Gene Ontology annotation, molecular function: protoheme IX farnesyltransferase activity. Lineage: Eukaryota; Viridiplantae; Streptophyta; Magnoliopsida; Zingiberales; Zingiberaceae. Gene Ontology annotation, cellular component: mitochondrion; membrane. The record is from RefSeq and is a predicted model, not a curated record. The transcript is spliced from 7 exons. Gene Ontology annotation, biological process: heme biosynthetic process.
UGGAGCCCCUCGUUGGUUUUAUUUAUCGUCGGAGAGCUUACCAUUCCGGCUCUCAGAUCGAACGCCGCCGCCAUGUGGAGGAUCGCCACCGCGGCCUCGAGGGGCCUCCUCUCAUCUCGCGGAGCGACGCCUAAUCUCAUGCCUGAUCGCUCUAUUCCAUCCCGCUUCGAGGGCAUCGCUGGCGACUUAGCGACUCUUCGUUUUGCUCGGGGACUCCAGGCCGCAGUAGAUCCAAGGAUCGAUCAUCUUGCUUCUGUGGGUUCCACCUUUUCCUCCGCUGCUUCUUCGCCUGAGAUUGCAGCGGAAGUCGUCGGAUCUUUGGGGCUUGCUUCGUCGUCUAUCGCGCACAAGGCGAGAGAGUUCUCUGAGGGCAUCCGUCACUACGGUCGUUGCUACUGGGAACUAUCCAAAGCUCGUCUUAGCAUGCUAGUGGUUGCAACUUCUGGAGCUGGUUUUGUUCUUGGGAGCAGUAGUUCUAUUGAUCUUGCUGGGCUUUGUUGCACUUGUGCUGGUACUAUGAUGGUUGCAGCAUCUGCUAACUCUCUAAAUCAGGUGUUUGAAAGACAGAAUGAUUCUAAGAUGAAAAGGACAAGGCAGAGACCACUUCCUUCUGGACGUAUAGGUGUUCCUCAUGCUGCUAUGUGGGCAUCAAGUGUUGGGUUAGCUGGCACCAUUUUGUUGGCUUGGAAGGCUAACUAUUUGGCAGCGGGGCUUGCAGCUAGUAAUUUGGUUCUUUAUGCUUUUGUGUAUACUCCAUUGAAACAAAUACACCCCAUUAAUACAUGGGUUGGAGCAGUAGUUGGUGCCAUUCCUCCACUUCUCGGGUGGGCAGCUGCAUCUGGUGAAGUAUCUUUAAAUUCAAUGAUUCUUCCAGCAGCUUUAUAUUAUUGGCAGAUUCCACACUUCAUGGCCCUUGCUUACUUAUGCCGCGAUGACUACAUUACUGGAGGGUUUCGGAUGUUCACUCUUGCUGAUGCUUCUGGUCAAAGAACUGCUUUAGUGUCUUUGAGAAACUGUCUCUAUCUGCUUCCACUAGGAUUUUUGGCAUAUGAUUGGGGCCUUACUUCAAAAUGGUUUGCACUUGAAUCCACACUUGUAACAAUGGGUAUCAGCAUAGGAGCUCUGUUAUUUGUUCGUGAUCGAAGCUCAAAGAAUGCACGAAGAAUGUUUCAUGGAAGUCUCAUUUAUCUCCCUGUUUUCAUGUCUGCUCUGCUACUGCAUAGGCUGCCUAACGAACAAAACGAGAUGACGAUGGCGGAACCAACAAGAAAUGACGAAGUCCUCACCGAAACCGAAAUUGUUGCGUCUGAGGGCAGCAGCAGCAGCUACAAGAAGAGGAAAGGUCGAUCGCAAACAGGUCCGCCAAUUGCCUAUGCUUCUGUUGCUCCGUUCCCCUUUCUACCAGCGCCUAUGUACUUUCCCUCCGAUUCAUGAGUUACAAGCGUUUUGGUAGUUUCAUGGUUCCUUAGAAUUGUAACACUUAUUGUUUAUAGUGUUUUGAUGAGGAAUAAGAUGGUUCUGUUCCACCUUCAAACAACAGUUUCUCAAUCUCGUUUGUAAUAAUUUCUGAAAAAGUUGCCUUUCCCUCUCCCAUCCAAAAGGUUUGAGUGGAUUUAUUUAACAUCAGACAUUGUAUUUUACCAUUUGAUUGUACAUUUUCGAUUAUUUGUUGGAAAAACACGAGUUCAAACUUAA